AUGAUCCGAGAACUCGAGACUGCUGUACCUCCGUCCAAAUCUGUUGUUGAUGGUUUUAGUAAACAAAACAAACUGUUCAACUCAACUGAAACUACAAAGAAACGUAAGGUUGUUGAGAUUCAUUUCGAUCCGUUGGUAAUGCAUACCAUUUCACUGCUGUGGUAUAAUCGCAAAAUUAAUUGCUAUCGGGUAAGAAUGGGACCACCGCCACCAUUACCUAUAUUCAGUCCCGUUAAAUUAAAACUGCCUAACUCGCAAGAUAUGGAGGAUGAGUUUUCGGAAGAGAAUAUGCAAUUAUUGCUCAGAAAAGCGGUGGCUGUUUUAGCUGCUCAUUUAGGUUUUAUUAGUAGCUUGCUACUUGAUAUUGAGCCGUUGAAGUAUGUUAUUGAAAAAUCUCAUUCAGAAAUGGAAUCAUCUGUGACAUAUCUCAUAUCACGGAUUAUUGCUGCGAGAAUAAAACGAAUGUGUAUUAACUUGAAUCUUUCACACCAGCGCCGAGUCGAGGGUAGAGAAACUGCAUUCCCUUCAGCAUUGAUGCAUGCGCUUCGCUUGGAAAAUAUUAGGGAUGUCACAGAACUGCAAGAAUUCUAUAGGAACCGUGUCAUCUUUUAUCACGAUCGAGUAUUACUUUCGUGUACUCAAAAAUAUGAAAGGGCAGUGAAGAAAUUUGCUCCUUUUCAAGCUGAGAAAAUCUAG
Molecule: messenger RNA, 696 nt
Organism: Brugia malayi
Lineage: Eukaryota; Metazoa; Nematoda; Chromadorea; Rhabditida; Onchocercidae
Exons: 6
Coding region: 1-696 (231 amino acids)
Source: RefSeq, a predicted model, not a curated record